GAUAUGGUAUAAUAGGAAAUAGAGAAAAAUGGAUAGAUUAUGUAUUAGACUAUGUGGCAUAUGUAAAUGAUUUAGAACUUGAAAAAGACAUAAGAUAAUUAACAGAUAAAAAUAUCCAAACUAAUUCUAAUUAGUUUGUAAAUUUUAUUCACACUAACCCUAAUAUGACUUAAAUUGGCGUAGUAUUUUGUACAAGUAAAUGGUCUAUCAUCAAUGAUUAAAUUUCUAUCCCUUGUUAAAGUAAUUAAAUGCCCCCUUAUAAUAAAAAAGUAGUUAUGUAUACAAUAUUUUAUAAUUGGACGCUUUUUUAUAGGUCGCCUUAUUUGAGCGGAUUUGGUAAAAAUCUUCAAAAAGACUGGGUUUUGUUAAGAUUAAAAACUUCUAUUGAUAAUGCAAUUAUUGACUUUUUUAGUAAAUAUGAUAUUCAAGUUGCCUCUUAGAUUUUGGAUUUAGAAAAUUAGAAUAAUUAGAGUAUAUUAGAUAUAGAUUUUAAAGAAAGAAUUGAAAAUGUUGCCCAGGAUUUUCCUUUUGCGUAUAAUAGAUUUACAACUGGAUAUGAUGUUGUUACUACUAAUGGUGCUUUUUAUUUUUUUAUACCAAUUAUGAUUAAUUUUAUUAUACUUAUUAAUGAAAUUUUGAGAGAAAAAUAAAAAAAGUUAAGACAUGGUAAUUUCUUUUUUUUUUAUAUACUAUUUAAAAAAGGAAUUAUGGUUAUGGGAAUGAGUCAUUUUAGUUAUUGGCUAAGUUGGAAUAUUACAGGAGGAAUAUUAAAUGGAAUUACUUGUUUUAUAUAAGUAUGCUCAGGUAUACUAUUUAGAUUUGAUAUAUUUAUAAAAACACCAUUUCUUAUAAUGUUUGCAUUUUUAUGGAUAUUCUCAUUAAGUAUUACUUAAAUAAGUUUUUUAAUAACAAAUAUAUGCACUGAUACUGCGAAUGGAUAUUCAGUAGCUUAUGGAUUUUUAUUAAUGUCGAUUGUUUUAGAAUUUUUUUUGACAAAUAAUUUCUUUGUAUAUUAUUUGUAUAGGGAAGAUGCAGAUUUUUUUAUUAUUUUCCUUAAAAAUGCAUUUAUUACAUAUCCAGCUUAUCAUUAUUCUAAAAUAUUCGGAGACAUUGCAUUUAAAAGUGGAAAGCAUUAUUCGGUUUAAGAAAGUAGAUGGAUAGAUGGGAAAGAGUAUACUUAUUAAGAUUUAUUUGAACCUAUAGCAGGCAAAUUUACUCUUCCUAAAGAAUCUAGUUAUGAAUGUCCUUCUACUUUUCAAAGUUUUUUUCAUUUAUUUUUAACUAUUUGCAUAUAUUUUUGGCUUUCUGUUUAUUCUGAUCAUGUAUUUCCUAAUGUAAAAUAAAUUAGCAUUUUUUUAUUUAAUUAUGUAUUAUUUUUAAUUAGAAUAGGGGUACUACAGAAUAACCUUUAUUUUUUAUUUCACCUGAAUAUUGGUAUAAUGUCCUAGGAUUUAAAAAAAGCAAAUACAGUAAAAAGAGAAAAAAGAAGAGUUAAGGCUAAUUUAAAUGGAAAAGCAGAAACAAAAGGUAUAAGAAUCAUAAAGAUGGGAAAAACUUACCAUAAAUAUCCUUUUGGAAUAAAAACAAGUAAGGAUAAAGUAGCUUUGAAUAAAAUUUAUCUAGAAAUAGAAGGAGGGGAACUAUUAGCAAUAUUAGGGCAUAAUGGAGCAGGAAAAAGUACAUUAAUAAAUAUAUUAACUGGUCUUUUAUCCCCUACAUCAGGAACAGCAGAAAUGAUGGGAUAUGAUAUAAAUACGGAAAUGAAAGAAAUAUAAAGUAUAAUGGGGGUAUGUCCAUAAUUUGAUAUAUUAUGGGAUGAAUUAACAGCUGAAGAGCAUUUAUAUUUAUUUAGUUUAUUAAAAGGAGUUCCUUAAAAUCAAGUAUAAACAUAAAUAAAGAAUAGUCUAUAAUAAGUAAGUUUAUUAAAUGUAAUGAGAGCAUAAGUAGGAACAUAUUCUGGAGGAAUGAAAAGAAGGGUUUCUUUGGCAAUAUCAGCAAUAGGGAAUCCAAAAAUAAUAUUCAUGGACGAACCUACUACUGGUAUGGAUCCAAAGACAAGAAGAGAAAUAUGGGAAAUGAUACGAAAUUUAAAAAAAGACAAAGUAGUAGUUCUUACUACUCAUGCAAUGGAAGAAGCUGAAGUUUUAGCAGAUCGAAUUGUUGUUGUCGCAGGAGGAGAACUAAAAUGCAUAGGGACACCUUUGUAUUUAAAAAAUCAUUAUAGUGAUGGAUAUAGGCUUAAUUUAGUUACAGAUUAAUAAAAUGUUGAUUAUGCUAGGAUUGCCAUUAAGUAAGCUAUUCCAUCUUGCAAAAUUUUAGAUGAAAAAGGAGGAAAUAUUAUUGCUUGUGUACCUGUUAUUCAUUUGAAUGAAUUGGGUAAUUUCUUUAAAAUUAUGGAAAACGAAGCAACUGAUAAGUCCAUUUAUAAUCUUAAGAAUAUUAUUAAAGAUUGGGGAUUAUCGCAUUCUACUAUUGAAGAAGUCUUUAUGAAAAUUACUAAAGCAAAAAAAUAUUUAUUAUGAUUUAUUUUUUAUAAAAUAAAUUUAAUUUUAAAUAUUUAAUUAAAUAAUAUUUUUUAUUAAAUUUUAGUUAGGUUUAUUAUUUUAAAAUUUUCCAU
Messenger RNA from Ichthyophthirius multifiliis, 2617 nucleotides. RefSeq lists its product as hypothetical. NCBI's taxonomy places the organism in Eukaryota, Ciliophora, Oligohymenophorea, Hymenostomatida. Gene Ontology annotation, biological process: transmembrane transport; lipid transport. The annotation marks the transcript as partial. The transcript is spliced from 8 exons. Gene Ontology annotation, molecular function: lipid carrier activity; ATP hydrolysis activity; ATP binding. The record is from RefSeq and is a predicted model, not a curated record. Gene Ontology annotation, cellular component: intracellular membrane-bounded organelle; membrane.